This is a messenger RNA of Petromyzon marinus (sea lamprey), 1663 nucleotides long. RefSeq lists its product as uncharacterized. Gene Ontology annotation, molecular function: protein binding. The record is from RefSeq and is a predicted model, not a curated record. Lineage: Eukaryota; Metazoa; Chordata; Hyperoartia; Petromyzontiformes; Petromyzontidae.
CACACAUGCCAUUUCACUUAUCGGAACGUUAAUCAGUUGAAUUUCGAAGACGAAACUGGCUCCUGACUUCCUUCUCUCCCAGGCUCUUUUUAUAGGCAUGUGUAUGAUCGUAACCUUAUGAUAUUAAAGUAUAGUACGCAAUUAAACUUAAAGUACUCUAUAGAUUUAUAAAAACAAAGCUACAAAAUGGCUUGCAAUUUCUCUAUUUGUAAAACAUUUCUACUGAUUAAAGUACUCGGAGUAGUCACAUGUCAACAGGAAUUGUCCACAACCAAUGUGGAUGUGAAGAUGAACACAAUGGCUUCCUUGCCGUGUGGCCGAGGAAGGAGUGCCCAGCCAGGCUGGGUGGUCUGGUUCAGGGUGGCAAGAGGACCCAGAGGCCAGCCGGUCCCCGUGGCUUUGUGCUCCGAAAAGGAAGCCUUCAUCCCUUCUUGCGAUCGUGACGGAGGGGACGCAUCAGAGGUGGGGAGGCUCUGCUGCUCUGGGUCUGGUGGCCUCACGAUAAGAAGAGUGGAGGCUGGCGACAUCGGGACGUAUACGUGUGUCACGGGGGCUCUCCUCGGCCAGCACGUGUGUAACAACAGUCUCACCACCGUGUGCGAGACAGACCUCUGGAAUAAGAGUCAGAUUAGCAAGAGGUACUACAUGAUGAUAGUUCAGCUGUCAAUAAUGAACUCGCUGAAGACAUACCUCAUACACGUUUAUACUGGAAUUGAAGAUAAAGCUGGAACUGAUGAAGCCGUUUCUAUUACAAUCCAUGGAAGUGCAGUGAAUCCUGCAAUGGAUCUAACUUCCUCCAAGACACACAACAAUCCUUUUGAACGUAAUCAGAGGGACACUUUCAUUCUGAAAUCUAGAGACAUUGGGGACAUAACGAGGGUUACUGUAUCGCAUGGUGGUGCUUGGUAUAAACCCUUAUCGGCCUGGAACCUUGAUAAGAUUGAGGUCGAAGAUGAAGAGUCCCACACCACAUUUGUGUUUCCACUUAAUCGCUGGAUUGAUGGAGAGUCUCGUGAUCUUCAUGUUCAGGAAAUCAUAGUUAACAAUAAAUCAUUGGUUUAUGAAUCUCACUUUCAAAACAACACGAAGGAAAAAAAGUGCUCUUCUGGCACGUUGGAGGAGAUGUGCCACCAAUUCACCGUGACAACCGCAGAGAUGGAUCCAUCGACGCGCUAUAGCAAUGCAGAGGUGACAAAGACGCCAUGGCUCAACACCACAAGCCCAGCUGUGAAUAAAGACAACCAAGAUGCGAAAUGCUCUCUCUGGCUGGUCAUCACGUUGACUCUGCUCACCAUUGCUCUGGGGGGUCUUGCAUUUCUGGCAUAUCUUUACCGAAAAUGGCACGCAACGAAAGAUCAUCGCCAAGUGCACUGCAACAGCAAAUGUGAGGCAUGCCAUUCAACCAGAGGUGGCCACAGCGAGUGAAUGCGUCUACAGUUUGGUGGGACAGAUUGAGACAGUCACUCACUUACCUCUCAGCACGAAAUAAUCAACUUAAUCUAGCUAUCUGGGUAUACAUUACCACUUUGGGUAAUAUUUUGUCAUAACUGUAAUCAUUUAAACAUAAUUUGUAUCCAUAGUCUGCAAACGUGGUAUGAAGACAUCAUACAAGAUAUAGGAAUAGGUUUUACCCUUUUAACUGGCACAAAAACUGACACCUUUA